GGUGUCAUUGGGUCAUGGGAAUCAAGUCGGUUUGCUCUUUUCUUCUUGUGGAAGGUAUAACGAAUUAUAGUACUAAGUACUAGAGUAACUGAACUGUGUCUUUUCUUUCCCUUUGACUCGCUCUUCCUCCUUGUGACAACCAACACUGCAUCCCACUUCACCAUCCUUAUCACUCGAUACCUGGCCGAUAAGCCUACUUGUAACAAUGUCGGUCGAGGUGAUCACCACCAUCUCUCCCACCACGGGGGAACCCAUCAUCACUCGCAAUGGCAUUUCAGAGGAGGAACUCGUCCAACUGCCCGAGACUGCCUUCAAGGCCUUCCAAGGAUGGCGCACUACCAAGUUGGAGGACAGACAGAUCAUCGUCAAGAAGGCCUUGAAGUUGCUGGCCGAGAAGCAGGAUGAACUUGCAGAGGAACUCACCGUCCAGAUGGGCCGCCCCAUUGCUUAUACUGCCAAGGAGGUUGCCACUGCCAUCAAGCGCUCAGAGUAUCUGCUCAAGAUCAGCAACGAUGCUCUGAAGGACACCGAUGGCGAGGAGGAGAAGGGAUUCAAGAGGUUCAUCCGAAAGGUGCCUGUUGGUCCUGUUCUCAUCAUCUUUGCUUGGAACUACCCCUAUCUUAUUCUCGUCAACGCCUUGAUUCCCGCUUUAUUGUCUGGAAAUUCGGUCAUUCUCAAGCCCUCGCCUCAGACACCCACAAUUGUCGAGCAGGUGGCCAAGGUGUUUUCCGAGGCUGGGUUGCCCGACGGAGUCAUCCAGUACUUCCACUCGGGUUCGCCGACAGUGAUUGAAACAAUUGUGCGAAACCCCAAGAUUGCCAACAUUUGCUUUACCGGCUCGGUUGCUGGUGGCCUGGCCGUCCAGAAGGCCGCGUCCGAUCGCAUCGUCAACGUCGGCCUCGAGCUGGGUGGCAAGGAUCCUGCAUAUGUUCGCGGUGAUGUCGAUAUUGCCUGGGCUGCCGAAGAGAUUGUCGACGGCGCAGUUUUCAACUCGGGUCAAAGCUGCUGCUCGAUUGAGCGAGUGUACGUUGACGAGAAGAUUCACGACGAGUUUAUUGCGGCCGUCCAGAACGUUCUUAAGGGAUACAAGCUUGGAGAUCCGUUGGAUAAAGGGACGCAUCUCGGCCCAGUCAUCUCGGCGCGCUCCAAGGAGACCAUCCAGGCACACAUCAAGGACGCGCUCGACAAGGGCGCCAAGAAUGCGACACCCGAGAAUGAGACAUUCAGCAUUCUGCCAGACAAAGGUAACUUUGUCGCACCGACAUUGCUGACCGGCGUGGAUCACACCAUGACCGUUAUGAAGGACGAGACUUUUGGUCCCGUCAUUCCAGUCAUGAAGGUCAAGAGCGAUGCCGAGGCAAUUCAGUUGAUGAACGACAGCGAAUUUGGCCUCACUGCCAGUAUUUGGACCAAGGACACGGCCAAGGGAUACGAACUCGCCGAGGAAGUAGAGGCAGGGACAGUUUUCGUGAACCGUUGCGAUUUUCCCAGCCCUGAUCUGGCCUGGACUGGUUGGAAGAACUCGGGCAAGGGUCAAACGUUGAGCAAGUACGGCUUCGACCAGUUCGUCAAGUUGAAGAGCUACCACCUGAAGGACUAUCCCAAAUAGAGUUUCGGGACGCCCUGCCGCCCGAUUUUCGACGCAAGGAGGCACAAAUCGUCAAUAAGGGAGGUAUUCGGGCGCGUGCGCGCUGCAUAUCAUCAGCAAUAGAUAGUCUUUCCCUGUUACCUGUUAUUGAACGAAUCCAAGACACCAGCCUUUUCUGCUUCAGGGAUGUCUCAAAGAGAUCCCACGUCAAUUGUUCCGCAUUCCAAGGCUCUCAUCCAAAACCUAAGCGAGGGGCGUCGCCGGGCUCAUGCUUUUCCUCAUUCCUCUUUCCUUCCAUCUUCUUCUCGUCUAUUCGUCUAUUCACGAUCCUUCACUUCACCCGCGGCCCUUUGAGGGUAUCAAUGUCAAUUCUUGUCUGCCCUGGCCAAGGGAACACGUUCCUGAAGCCUAACCGAGUUGGGUUCGACGAUCCGAUGCGGCGGUAGUAUAUCUUCUUUGACCUCUCUCUUGGGUUCCCGGGAAGUGUGGUCCUCUUCAGGCAAUCCUCUCUUUGAGCCCGGAUUCAUACUUCAGAAGGGCUAAACUGCCGAGCCGCACUGGGUUGUCACCAGCGAAGGCCAGCAGAGAAGUCAAUGGGCCACUUGGACGGGCUUGCCACUCCUUUGUCUUUCUGAUCAUUCACUCUUGUUUUUGUUCAUCCUCUCCU
Molecule: messenger RNA, 2255 nt
Organism: Neurospora crassa OR74A
Lineage: Eukaryota; Fungi; Ascomycota; Sordariomycetes; Sordariales; Sordariaceae
Product: betaine aldehyde dehydrogenase 2
Exons: 3
Coding region: 206-1609 (467 amino acids)
Molecular function (GO): aldehyde dehydrogenase (NAD+) activity
Source: RefSeq, a predicted model, not a curated record